GGCAGGGGGAAGGAGAGGAUGCUGUCCGGAGAGCCAGCCUCCCAGAGCUGAGCUGAGGAGGCCUACGAGGAUCCGAGGAUCCGAGGAUUCCGGUGCUCUCCUGUCAUUGCGGGGUCGUGGGUGCUGUUCCAGCCCUGCUUGAUUACAGCAGCCACCUGCAGUGCUUUUCACAUCCGAUAGCAGGGCGAAAAUGAGAUCGAGAAGAUAACGGUGUGCACCGUCGCCUCUUCUAGUCCGCGUUGUAGUGACAAUAGGAAGAGCGAAAGGCAUGUGACGGGAGAGCAAGAAGCAAAGUACCACUGUUUACAGUCACAGCAUAGCGUUCAAAGAAAACCCACAACAUCCCAUGACGAGACUAUCGGCCUUCAUAUUGUUGGCUCAGAGACUCCCCGAGAGCAAGACAUGGGCCAACGGUGAUGGAAGGGUAGUCCAGUGCCCCCGAGGAAAAUCACAAUGGGGCCGCCAGAGGAAGAACCGAGAUCUGGGGAGUCAAACAACAGCCGAGCAAGUAACCAAUACGGUAACAGCACAGGACGACAGAGCUGCGAGAGACCCCCGGGAUGUCAUUCAAGCUUGGGAAACUCAGACGUGGAGGGGAGGAAGGUCCCUGCAGGAGGAUCCAGGCUUCCAGCUGCGGGUGCAGGGCACGGUGACAGUGCAGGAGGGCCUGUGCGUGCUGGUGCCCUGCUCCUUCUCCUACCCCUCGCGGGUUUGGUCUUCCUCGGGGCAGCUCUUCAUCUCCUGGUUCCGAGCCAGGAGCUACAUGAACUGUGAUGAACCCGUGGCCACAAACGACCCAGACCACAAAGUGAAGCCAGAGACCAAGGCUCGAUUCCAGCUUGUGGGGAAAGUCAAGAGCAGAGACUGCUCCGUGAGCAUUAGAGACGCCAGGAUGGAGGACGAGGGAACUUACGCCUUCACAAUAGACACGAGAAAGAUAAAAUAUACGUAUGCAGAUCAGAGGCUGAAUGUGCAGGUGACAGGACCACAACACCAGCCUCACCUGCCAGGUGCAGCUCGCAGGAGCUUGGGCGACCACGGAGAGGACCAUCGGGCUCCGUGUCUCCUCUGCCCAGCAGUGGGACUCCUGGCCCCUGGUCCUCAUGAUGAUGAGAGGGACCCUCAUGGGGGCCGGCUUCCUGCUCACCUACGGCCUCACCUGGAUCUACUGCACCAGGCAGAGCAGAGCCAGGUUUUGUGGAGCCAGACAUUCACACUUUGGAUAAAGAAACAACUCAACCGGACACUAGCUAAGGUGGAAAGGACGACUCCUGGGAGUCCUGGGGAAAGCGUCACUGCUGUGCACAGGGAAGGAUACCAGGCUCAGCUGUGCACGCUCAGGAGAAGGAGCGGGGCACAGCGAAGGCGCAGUGGGGCAGGAGCGGCCGAAGUGAGCAGGUGGAGGAGGCUGAGAGGACAGAUGGAGAGAGGGAGCAUUAUCGCUAGGGCGGCUUGACAGGUGCUCGAAUCCGGCAGAGGCCGUCAGGUGCCCAGGGCAGGUGUUGGGGCGGUGUGGGGGGUCCGAAAUGGACUCAGGCCCGGUGCACCUGUGUAUACCUGCCGGUCCGCUCACAGGAGGCUCCUGCUCUACGUAGCUGUGUGGUACAGCAGCACCCUAACCCUCCACAGCUCGUGAGUCCCAGGAAUGACCAAUGCCAAACCUACGGCUGGGGCUGGAAAACGUGGCGGUCACCACAGCAGACACCUCCAGGUCCCAGCUUGUGUGUUGGGAAGCAGCACAAAAUGAUCACGUCGAAGUGAGUCCAGGACCAGCUGGGACCACUUUCAAAGUUGUCCGGGACCAGGGUAGGCCCGCUCAGAACGAACUGCCUAACAUUUGGCCAAGGAAAGUCUUUGUCACACUUUAGAGAAGGAAAAACCAAAAAAUUUGGCACGCGUGUGUUUUUUUCUCAGUUGGAAAAUAUGACAUCAGAGCCACAAAACCCCAAAUGCUGGAAGAUGACAAAACAUAAGCCCACUGGGAAGUGGGACACUAUUUUCACGAGUAGCAUAGGCUGUCCAUGCAGUACCCAGCACACUGGCCCUGAUCCUGCUCCCUAUACUGCUCAUCCACCUUGCUGUAGCUCACACUUGUGGCAGGGAAUUUCUGUGCGAGGAAUGGACGCGGAAGUCGGUGUUUCAUUUGGAAAGACCCACGGAUGUUCCUCUGACAGAGCUGGAAACACUCUUUAUUCCCACAACUUCAUA
This is a messenger RNA of Fukomys damarensis (Damara mole-rat), 2208 nucleotides long. Its product is annotated as sialic acid-binding Ig-like lectin 14. NCBI's taxonomy places the organism in Eukaryota, Metazoa, Chordata, Mammalia, Rodentia, Bathyergidae. The record is from RefSeq and is a predicted model, not a curated record. Gene Ontology annotation, cellular component: plasma membrane. Gene Ontology annotation, biological process: cell adhesion. Bases 347 to 1456 code for a protein of 369 amino acids. Gene Ontology annotation, molecular function: sialic acid binding. The transcript is spliced from 7 exons.